AUGGCAUCCUUAUCUGGGUUCUGCAGAGCUAGGACUACUUUGUACGACUAUGGAGCAAGGAAGGUCACCACCCUGUUUGAGAUACCUCCAAUAGGUUGUGCUCCCGCCAUCUUAGCUGCAGCUGGCACAAAUGGUUCUUCUCCUUCUUCUUCCUCAUGUGUAGACCGUGUUAACAAUGCAGACCAGCUUUUCAACACUGGACUCCGUUCGCUAGUGGAUGGGCUCAACAACAAUCUUACCGGAGCGAAUUUUAUAUACGUGAACACAUACCAGAUAUAUUCCACUUCUUCAGGUUUUAGAGUCAGAAAUGCUCCAUGUUGUCCUGCAUCAACGAUUACAGCACUAUGCAUUCCAUCAAGUAAUCCAUGUGGUAGUGGGAGUGAUUAUUCAUGGUGGGAUGCAAUUCAUCCAUCUGAGGCUUCUAAUAUCAUAACUGCAACCGGAUCAUAUAAUUCUCAAUCUCCCUUUCAUGCUUAUCUCGUGGAUAUUCGUCGUCUGGCUCGGCUUCGAGUUCAUUUGUAUUUGAUCAGUAGAAGAAGACAUACGUGCAGCCGAGAUGGGCCAUUCAGACAGCAGAAACAUUUUGAAGACGAGUUUCGAAGGCUUCAGGGAAAUAAUACAUGCAAGCAGUAG
Molecule: messenger RNA, 633 nt
Organism: Populus euphratica (Euphrates poplar)
Lineage: Eukaryota; Viridiplantae; Streptophyta; Magnoliopsida; Malpighiales; Salicaceae
Product: GDSL esterase/lipase At1g29670-like
Exons: 3
Coding region: 1-633 (210 amino acids)
Molecular function (GO): hydrolase activity, acting on ester bonds
Source: RefSeq, a predicted model, not a curated record